AUGAUUGAAGAAAUCGAUUCAAUCUUGGGAAAUAAUCACGAUACGUUCACAUAUUUUAUGAUAGGUAAAUUGUAUUUUUGCGAAGCGGUAAUUAAAGAAGUAUUAAGGAUACAUUCAGUACACCCAUUAAUUUCAAGGGUGUUAAAUGAAAAAGAUAAUGUUGGUGGAUUUACAUGGAACCUUGGUCAAAUGUUUUAUAUCAAUCUGCAUGCUAUACAUAAUCACAAAUACGACUGGAAAAAUCCUGACGAGUUUAAUCCCGAAAGGUUUUUAUAUUUAGAAAAGGAAAAAGAAUUAAAUAAGAAGGAAUAUCACUUUAUCAAGGAAGAACUUGAAAGGAGAACUUUGUUCGCAUUUGGUAUGGGAUUAAGGUCUUGUCCUGCUAAAGAUUUGGCCAUGAUAAUGCUUAAAACCAUGGUGGUCAUUUUUUUGAGAAAGUAUGAUGUUAUUUUGGUGGACCAAGAAGAACUUCAAAUUAAUUAUGAAAACAUGUUAAAUGUUUGUGAAGAAUUAAAAGUCAAAAUCAGACCAAGGAAUCAUAAGUAG
Funneliformis caledonium is the source of this 546-nucleotide messenger RNA. Lineage: Eukaryota; Fungi; Glomeromycota; Glomeromycetes; Glomerales; Glomeraceae. The record is from the annotation of a GenBank genome assembly.